Messenger RNA from Astyanax mexicanus (Mexican tetra), 2290 nucleotides. Its product is annotated as tetratricopeptide repeat protein 39B. Gene Ontology annotation, molecular function: protein binding. The coding region runs from base 145 to 1905 and encodes 586 amino acids. The record is from RefSeq and is a predicted model, not a curated record. The transcript has 19 exons. Lineage: Eukaryota; Metazoa; Chordata; Actinopteri; Characiformes; Acestrorhamphidae.
UGCUGAUGAAGGAGUCUGAGUGAAAGCAGCUGGAGAGAUAACACAGACUCAUCUUCCGGAACUUUAGAUGUUCUGUAGUCUUUGAUCUUCAGCAGAUAAUCAGUCCUGAAGCUCCUGAAGUUCUGGACCAGGAUUAACCCGAACAUGUCCCGAGUAGAAACUGCAGAUGUGGACUUCACCAAGAAUGGAAUCGAGGAAGAUCUGAACCACAGCACUGAGAGUGGUCAGAUGGAUCUAAAGACGGCGUUAAACGAGUGCUCGGUGGCUCUGAGUCUCUUUCUGAAUAACAGGUUUUCUGAAGCUCUGGACGUGCUCAGACCCUGGAGGGAUGUGAGUGUGUAUCAUGCGAUGGGAUAUGGAAGCAUCCUGGCCAUGCAGGCCGGAAUGACCUUUGACCCCAGGGACAUGCAGACCGCUAUGCUGGCCCUGAAGGACGGCCUCAACACCUGCCAGAAGCUGAGGAAGAGGCAGAGCACCGUCCUGGACGCCAUUUCUUACAUGGUGUAUAAACAUGAACCCGAGCAGAUGACUGAAGAGGAGAUGCAUGCAGAGCUGUGCUAUGCUGAGGUUCUCCUGCAGAUGGCAGCACUCAGCUUUGUGGAGGAUGAGAGUAUGAUCGGUUUCAUCAAAGCUGGACUUAAAAUGCGAACAAGUUACCUCACAUUCAAAGAGUGUGAGACUUUGCUGGAUAAAGGCAAAGACAACGACGCACACAACCAUUUUGUGGGCGGAGUCAAUAUGGGCAUUGGAUCCUUUAACUUGAUGCUGUCUUUGUUUCCUGCGAGGAUUCUCAGACUGCUGGAAUUUGUUGGAUUUUCAGGAAACAGAGAGGUGGGUUUGAGUCACCUGCGUCACGGAGCCGCAACCAACAGCCUGCGCUCCAUCCUCAGCGCCUUCACCCUCCUCAUGUUCAACAUCUACAUCACAGUCAUCCUGGGUACUGGUGAGUGUAACCUGGCUGAGGCAGAGGCUCUUCUAAAGCCCUACACUCUCAAAUUCCCCAAAGGUGCUCUCAUGCUGUUCUACACUGCCCGGAUUGCGGUGUUGAAAGGCGAGUUUGAGACUGCUCAGAGAAAGUUUCUGGAGUGUAUAGCGACGCAGCAGGAGUGGCGUCAGAUCCAUCACCUGUGUUACUGGGAGCUGAUGUGGGCGUAUUCGUUCCAGCAGGACUGGCUGGAGGCGUACCGCUACGCCGACCUGCUCUGUAAGGAGAGCAAGUGGUCUCAGACUACCUACGUGUUCCAGAAAGCCUCUAUCCUCAGCAUGCUGUCGGAGGAGGAGGUGAAGAAGACUGGGGAGGAUAUCACAGGACUGUUCAGGCAGGUGGACAGUCUGAGGUUGAGGUUUGCGGGGAAAUCCGUCCCCACAGAGAAAUUUGCUGCACGUAAAGCCAGACGCUACAACUCCACCAACCCAGUAAAGCUGGUUAUACCAGCACUGGAAAUGAUGUACGUGUGGAACGGCUUCACGAUCGUUGGUAAAAGGCCAGAAUUGGCCAAGAACAUCCUGACCACCAUCGAGAAGGCUGAGGAGGACCUGAAAAAACAGGCAGACAAUCCGUCGGUGUACUACGCUGAUGAUCAGAGUACUGUUCAGAUGUUGAAAGGCCUGUGUCUGAGGCACCUGGGCCGUCUGGAGCAGGCCGAGCACUGCUUCAACAAGGUCAUCUCCAGUGAGAAGACCAUCAAAUAUGACCACUAUCUGGUUCCAUUCACCAUGUAUGAGCUGGGUCUCCUCUAUAAGCAGCAAGGAGAGGUGGAGAAAGCCAUCAGCUGCAUUGAAAAGGCCAAGAUGAAUUAUAAGAACUACUCCAUGGAGUCCAGACUGCACUUCCGCAUCCACGCAGUGCUGAACAGCCUGACUGAUCCGGAGAAAACUGCACAGGACCACGACCUGACUGCUUAAACUACAAUUCAGAUAUAUAUGUGCAGAUACUUCCAUUACAGAACUCUGCUGUUUGCUGAUAUUUCAGCCUCCAGUCUUUUUCUGUCUACUAAAAUAUAACAGAAUUGAAAGGACAUAAGAAUUGGCAGAGAUUACUGUAUUUAUAUCAUGUAAUAAAAGUUUAUAAUGCAUUUGGGGGUUUAGAUUAUAUUAAAUCAAGCAACAUGUGACCUGGUCCUGUUCAGUAACACUCUAGACUGGUGGAGUAUUUUGAGCACAUUCGUGAGCACAGUGUGGGUUUUGUAUUGUCCUGCUUGUUAACUCUGAGGUCUGAUUGGAGAAGCUCUUACAGAGCGGAUUGUUUGUGACUUUCAAUGUUAAAAACAGUAAAUAAUGAAUUAAAUUA